GGUCAGAGCCAUUGGGCCUAUAUAUCUCAACCCACGUAGUUAACAUGGUCCAAAAUUAGGCCCAAUCAAAGCGGAAGUACCAUUUCCAAAACCCACUGUAAAACCCUUGAUCGGAAAAAUCAGACAGUGAAUAUCCUUUCAUCGAUCGGAAAAAAUGUCAAUGGUUCUAAGUCUCAGAAAAGCAGCCGGAGCUUCAACACUGUUCAAAUUAAUCAGCUGCAAAUCUCAAUUUAUUACCGCCGCACCUUCAAUCACACGCUUUUUUUCCUCCAUUUCAACCUCAGAUUCAAAUUCCUUGAGCAAGGAGCAGAAAACCACUACUGAGCCAAUUCUGGUGACGGGUGCUCCACAAGAAUUCAAGAUGGAGAACCCCUUUCAGUCAGCAGGACCGAAGGAGGUGCUAGAAGUGGAUACAGUAAAGGAUGGCAUACUUGUGAGAGUGGCAAUGCCUGGUGUUAGUGAAGAAGGGAUUAAGGUAUGGUUAGAGAACAACACGGUUUACUUCACUGGCAGAGGAGAAAUCGAAGUGGAAUCUGAGGAAUCGGGGAGGAAAUACGGAGGGAGUCUUGAGUUUAGCACUGAUUGCUGUAAAGCUGGGAAGGUUGAGGCACAAAUGAAAAAUGGUAUUCUUAGAAUGGUAAUUAAAGGUGAAAUGGAACAAGAUUGACUGUCUUAAUGUUCUCUCUUUGUUCAUCUUGUUGAUAUAUCCUUUAGACACGAUGCAUGUAAACUUUGUUGUAUUUGGGGAAAUAUUUGAUCAAUGGUCUAUACUAUAUGCUUGUUAUUGGAAUUACUCAAUUAACAGAAAGGAAAACUUUUAACUCUA
This is a messenger RNA of Solanum dulcamara, 826 nucleotides long. Its product is annotated as 14.7 kDa heat shock protein-like. The transcript is spliced from 2 exons. The record is from RefSeq and is a predicted model, not a curated record. Bases 155 to 667 code for a protein of 170 amino acids. Lineage: Eukaryota; Viridiplantae; Streptophyta; Magnoliopsida; Solanales; Solanaceae.